AUGUUGAGCUCACUCUCACCUUCAUUCCAACCCCAUCUUCUCCCAACAAACCGCACUCUCCUCUUCUUCCCACUCUCACUCUCACUCCCCCAAUCCCAAACCCACAAAUUCUCAAACCCACUUCUCAUCCCCAACAACAAGAGCUACCCACAUCUGGUUCUUCUAGCCAAAUCUCCCAACUCAGACCGAGCCCCAAAAAAGGCAGAGGAACAGAAAUGGACCCACGAAGGCUCAAUCACCGAGUCACUCCCCAACGGCAUGUUCAGGGUUCGGUUGGACAACCAAGACUUAAUCCUCGGUUACAUUUCUGGUAGCAUCCGAAAGAAUUACAUUCGUAUACUACCUGGGGAUAGAGUGAAAGUUGAAGUCAGUCGCUAUGACUCCACAAAAGGCCGCAUCACCUAUAGAAUUCGCAAGCCCAAAGAAUAA
Messenger RNA from Quercus lobata, 429 nucleotides. RefSeq names its product Nucleic acid-binding, OB-fold-like protein. Bases 1 to 429 code for a protein of 142 amino acids. The record is from RefSeq and is a predicted model, not a curated record. Gene Ontology annotation, cellular component: cytosol. The transcript has a single exon. Gene Ontology annotation, molecular function: translation initiation factor activity; ribosome binding; RNA binding. Lineage: Eukaryota; Viridiplantae; Streptophyta; Magnoliopsida; Fagales; Fagaceae. Gene Ontology annotation, biological process: translational initiation.